This is a messenger RNA of Kogia breviceps (pygmy sperm whale), 1473 nucleotides long. RefSeq names its product family with sequence similarity 72 member A (gene RUMY1). The record is from RefSeq and is a predicted model, not a curated record. NCBI's taxonomy places the organism in Eukaryota, Metazoa, Chordata, Mammalia, Artiodactyla, Physeteridae. Gene Ontology annotation, cellular component: cytosol.
UGGAGCUCUCCGAGGGAGGGGCUUAAGGGGGAAGCUUUAGAUAAAAGAGCCUGUACGGGAGAAGCUAAGGGAAUUGCACAAGGAGCAGGAGCUGAAGAGUAGAGGAUCCUUCAGACUGGAGAAAGGGAAAACUAGAGAAGUUCCCGAGGCACCUUGCAGCCUGCCUCCUCCCCCACUUAAAACUCCUCUCCCUUCCCCGAAAGUUAAAGAGAAAGCCAAGGGUGCUGCUUCUCCCCUGUUUUCUACUCAAUAAAUACCACUUUUACCCUCCCACGGGAAAACAGAAAACUCAUUUCUUUCUCAAUUUUCAGGCUUAGAAAAGAUCUAGGCCUCGCAAUUUGAUUUUUAGCCGGGGAGAAUCAAACUAGGGAGGGUAUUACUCUAUUUUUAAAAUCCCACACCUCAUCCUUCCCCGGACGCCAUGUCUACGAGCAGCUGUAGUUUCAAUGACCGGCGCGUGUCCAUCCUGUGUUGCAAAUUCUGUAAACAAGUGCUCAGCUCUAGGGGAAUGAAGGCUGUUUUGCUGGCUGACACUGAAAUAGACCUUUUCUCUACAGACAUCCCUCCUACCAAUGCAGUGGACUUCAUUGGAAGAUGCUAUUUCACUGAAAUUUGCAAAUGUAAACUGAAGGACAUCGCAUGUUUAAAAUGUGGGAACAUUGUAGGUUAUCAUGUGAUUGUUCCAUGUUGUUCCUGCCUUCUUUCCUGCAACAAUGGACACUUUUGGAUGUUUCACAGCCAGGCAGUUUAUGGUAUUAACAGACUAGACUCUACUGGUGUAAACUUCCUACUUUGGGGCAACUUGCCAGAGGUAGAAGAGAGUACAGAUGAAGACAUGUCAGAUAUCUCAGCAGAGGAGUGUAUUAGAUGAAUAGAAUUAUAAUAUAUAUAAUAUUUAAACUUUUUCCUAUGUAAAAAAUAUAUGAAUGGACCAAUUCAAAAAUUGUUAGUAAGGAUUUGCCAGUGAUUUAUUUUUUUGGAAAACAAAAAUGGGGCAUUUGUUGAUUUAUUUAUUUUCGGUCUCAAAUUAAUUACCUGAGUUUAUUGAACCAAUGUAGUCCUUUUCUUUUACUUCUACUUCUACUUCUACCCUUCCUCUCUCCAUCCCUCUUCCCAGUAUAGGUGUACUCUUAAAUUCAGAUAAUAGAAGAAUCUUUCCUGUGUCACUCAACUAUCUCCCAAUCUGGGGAUGGUUUUCUUACAACUAGAUGCCAGAUGCUAUUAAUUUUACAUUCGAAUAAGGGGCAUUAGUAUCCACACAUAUAUCACCAUGCUUAUAUCCAUGCAUAAAUCUAUGCAUAUAACCAUGCAUAUAAGCAUGUAUAUAUGUGUGAAGCACAGCUGGGAAUUAAAGCCUAACAGGGACUUUUUAAAAAUAGGCUGUUAGGUUUCCAUGGGUACUAGUUAUCAUAUGUUAUAUUGGCGAUAACUAUGUUAAUAUGGAACGAGACUUUGUGAAUGUAUGGAGAAAUC